Messenger RNA from Saprolegnia parasitica CBS 223.65, 3040 nucleotides. RefSeq lists its product as hypothetical. The record is from RefSeq and is a predicted model, not a curated record. NCBI's taxonomy places the organism in Eukaryota, Oomycota, Saprolegniomycetes, Saprolegniales, Saprolegniaceae. The transcript has 14 exons. Bases 1 to 2940 code for a protein of 979 amino acids.
AUGGGGUGCCCUCCAUUUUCACCUUCGUUUGCAGCGCCGUCGGAUUCGGAGACGGCAAAGCUGCAGGCGCAGCUGGAUGAGCUCAAGCAGCUGCAGGAGCAGCGCGAGUUUGAGCGCGAGACGUCGCGCUUCCAGCAGCUGCUGCAGAGCUUGCAAGGCGUGGGGCCCGAGAAACCUGCGUCGUCCGAGGCCACGAGCGAAGAGCCCGCGGAGCUGCGAGCUCUACGAUUGCAGCACGCGCAAGAGAUGCUGCGCAUCCAGCACGAGCGCAGCCUCAUCGAAGAGCACGAAAAGCUGCGCGCGGUGCGCGAAGGCGCCGAGCGGCGGCGCAAGGAAGCCGACGAGCAGCUCGAGCACGACGAGUGGGUCGCCAAGCAGAAGCGCAUGGUGCUCGCCCUCCGCAUGAAGAAGGUGCUGGCGACGGAGCAAGCGACGUCGACCGCCGCCGAGACCAGCGUUGUUUUGCCGUACGAUCCCGACCUCGGCUUUGUCAUCUUCUGGGACUUUGUGAGCUGCGUGCCACUCAACGUGCCGUGCUUGCAGUUGACCUACGCCUUGUACGACCAGACGACCGUUCGCUCCAAACACAAGCUUGUGCGCCCGCAUGAGUGCGAGCCCCACGGCCUCAGCCAUCAGCGCUGCGUGUUUGCGACACGCCGAGACUUUGAGCAGAUGCCCGCGAGUCCGCAUCUCCGUCUCCUCGUCGAGGUGGCCAUGGUGGCGUCGCCGACUGGGCCGCGCGCACGGGCGCCGGCCUCGCUCGGGUGGACGGCCAUCGAUAUCUUCUUGCCGUCGCUCAAGCUUCAAGAAGGCUGCUUCAAGCUCCCGCUCAGCUUUACGCCGCUACCGCAGGCGACCGCGCCAUGGGCACUGCCAUUGGGUGAAGACGACAAUUCCGCAAAGCUCUAUGUGCGCCUUGUGCACGCUGCGCAGGCCGAAGAAGCAUCCAAAUUUGCAGUCAACCCCGACACCAUGGCCGACAAGUACGCGUUGCCGCCCAACCAAGCGCUUCGAGCAGCACCCCAGUCGCCAGGGCCAGAACGUCCAGCCGAGAAGAACGCCGCACCGCCAAAGAAGCUUGCCGCCGUGCCCGAUACGAGCGUUUCUUCACCGCUGCCGAUGACACCCGAGGCAAAGCCAUCGCCAUCCAACGAGGUGUCGCGACCUGCUACGCUGAGCGAGCCCAAGGUGGCGCCCAAGAUGGAGCCCAAGGUGGAGCCCACAGUAGCGCCGCCAGAGGUCGCUUCCCCAAUGCCCACGUCUCGCCUCUACGCGCCUACAGCCGAGCUCGAAGACAGUGCAUUCUUGAACUGCGACAACGCGAGCCAGCGGCGCCGGCAGCUCUUCGCUCGCGGCGACGGCGUCAAUAUCUAUAUUGACGGCGCGCGGUCGCUGCCCGACUGCACCAGUGUUACGAAAGCGACGGUCUUUGCCUUCCACAGCGACAUGACGCUCUGCACGCCACUGGGCGAGACGACGGCGACAUGCAGCUUGCAAGACAAUGCGUUCACGCCAGCGUUCCGCCUUUUGCUCGAGUUUCGGGACGAGCGCUUCAACCCGACACUGACCAUAGUCGUGCGGCUCGACACGAUCGACGUGCACUCCAAGCGCCCGCUCGUGCUCGGCUACGUCGCCGUAUCUGUCUUCCUCGACGCAAAUGGCCAGCAGCCGACCAAGCCGUCCGUGCAAGACGUCUACCUCAACGACGGCGCGUUCCAGGUGCCGCUGCGUGCCGGCAUCACCCUCGGCUCGAGCGCUGCGGCCAUGACGGCCAAGGCCUGCGACGGCGCGCUCAAGAUCUCUUGCGCCACUGUACUCGUGCGCAUCGCACCUGCCACCAAGUCGGAGGACGGUCUGCGCUGCUUGAGCCGCAAAGACGCCCCCGCGGCCGAGUGGGAGGCACAGCGCAUUGUGCUGCCGGCGCCAGCGUACGCCAGCCGCGCGUACGACAGUACAAGUGCGCGGCCCAGCGCGAUGGAAGAAAAGCUGUACGAACUGCGGCAACAGCGCAAGCCGCGGCUCGUGGGUGAACUUCUGCAAAGCACCCUGGCCGUCGACGCCGAGAGGCUUCCAGCCGUCAUCGCCAACCAGCUCGAGAAGAAGCCCAAGACGUCGCUCCUCGAUGUGCGGAGCAGCAUCUUUGUGUACCAGCCUGAGAUUGGCUUCCGCGUCGCCAUCGAUGGGCUGCACAACCUUCCGUCAAGCACGAAUGGGAGCUUUGUCAAGGUCCUUGCGAGCGUCGCGCCCCCCGCAGCAUUCUACCAAGUACAAAUUCUCGCUCAUUCUUCUGUCGACACGCUCUCUGCGCAGACACCACAGCUCACAGACGACGUGCAACUAACCGUGAGCUACGACUGGACGAGCGCAAGCUCGAGCCCCGAAUUCAGCGACGGCUACCACACCUACCGAGAUGUCGUGGCGGUGUCGUCGACGCCGCUUCUUUUGGUCUUGGAUGUGCGCUGCGUCAAGAUGGGAAAAUCCGGCGACUGGGCUUCGACGCCAUUCGGGUGGACGUACCUCAAGCUUUUGCACUCCGAGAGCGGCGGCAUUGCUCCCGGCAGCUUCCAGCUCCCCCUCUUUGCCGGCAACGUCACGCUUGACGUCUUGCAGCACGACCAGGAUUUGGAUUCGCUUGUCACGCAAGAGGUUGCCAAGAAGAAGGGACUGAUCGCGUACAUCCCAGGCGCGUCGCUCCUCUUGCGGAUCGAGGACGGCCAGCUGCCCGGCGUCUUUCCGACGCCCUUUACCACGAUCGAGCCCAAAGGAAUUCCCGCGAGUCUCUUGGCCAAGUACGCGUACGAUCCGGCAGCGAUUCAAACGCAGCGCAAGAAGAAACCUCUGACCAAGCUCUUGCCACCCAAGCGCAGUGAGCAAGAGCUCGAGAAGGAGCUCAACGUUGCGUUCGCCGACGAGAUGGGCAUCACCCACUACGUCUUCUAAAACUGGAUUUGGAAUUGCACAAGUUCCGGCUGGCUUCGCGAUCACCACGCGGUGCCAGGUGAUAUCAAGUUGAUACAAUGAAAGAAUGUGCUGAUAUGGU